Molecule: messenger RNA, 4866 nt
Organism: Mugil cephalus (flathead mullet)
Lineage: Eukaryota; Metazoa; Chordata; Actinopteri; Mugiliformes; Mugilidae
Product: ribosomal protein S6 kinase beta-2-like
Exons: 17
Coding region: 305-1729 (474 amino acids)
Biological process (GO): signal transduction; protein phosphorylation
Molecular function (GO): protein serine/threonine kinase activity; ATP binding
Source: RefSeq, a predicted model, not a curated record
GUCAAAGGUUAAGUCAGUAGCCGGAGCAUGACAGCAACACAAACAUCCAUGUGUCUCUCUUCCUGGUUAGACAACGACACACAAAGAAUGUCAGCCGUGGCUGGUCGUGUAUAAAAGCUGCAUCAGGGUUUUUGUGUAGUACCAGAUAACCAGGACACCACCGGAGGAGGAAGCGUUUCCAGAAAGUCUAGCUGCCUUUCUUAGACACUUUUUGGACAUAAGGUGAUUUGGAUUUGGACUGAGAAGACCACUGGACUAGAUGACUGGACUAUGAGAAAUUCACAUUUCCAGCAGCUUGACAAGAAUGGAUAUGAUGGCAGGAGUGUUCGAUAUUGACAUCGAGAAUGAGGACAUCAGCGACACAGAGGACGAUGUGUGCGACUUCACUGUGACAGAACCAGAGAAUGUUCAGACCGAGGAGGUGGAGCUGACCAGUGAAAGCGUGAACAGAGAUAGUGAGAAAGUUGGACCUGACUGCUUUGAGCUGCUGACUGUGCUUGGGAAAGGAGCCUAUGGCAAGGUUUUCCAGGUCAGGAAGGUUCAAGGAGCCCAAACGGGGAAAAUAUUUGCCAUGAAGGUCCUGAAAAAGGCCAAGAUAGUCUGUAACGCUAAAGACACUGCACACACGCGAGCAGAGCGUGAGAUCCUGGAGACGGUGAGGCACCCGUUCAUUGUGGACCUACUCUACGCCUUCCAGACCGGAGGAAAACUCUACCUCAUCCUGGAGUGUCUGAGUGGAGGAGAACUGUUCAUGCAGCUGGAGAAGGAAGGAAUAUUCAUGGAGGACACUGCCUGUUUCUAUCUAGGAGAGAUCACGUUGGCCCUGGGUCACCUCCACUCUAAUGGGAUCAUUUAUCGGGACCUGAAGCCUGAAAACAUCAUGCUCAGUCACCGAGGACACAUCAAGCUGACUGACUUUGGCCUCUGUAAGGAGUCCAUUCACGAUGGAACCGUCACACACACCUUCUGCGGCACCAUCGAAUACAUGGCUCCGGAGAUUCUGACCAGGUCGGGACAUAACAGAGCGGUUGACUGGUGGAGCCUCGGGGCCCUGAUGUACGACAUGAUGACUGGAUCGCCUCCGUUCACAGCUGAAAACAGGAAGAAGACCAUCGAUAAGAUCUUGAAAUGUAAACUCAAUCUUCCCCCAUAUCUGACGAUUGACGCCAGAGACCUGAUUAAGAAGCUGUUGAAGAAGAAUCCAGCUCAGAGGCUGGGCUCUGGUAAAGCAGACUGUGCUGACAUCCAGAAACAUCCCUUCUUCAAGCACAUCAACUGGGACGACCUGCUGCUCAAGAGAGUGGAGCCGCCCUAUAAACCACAGCUGCAUUCAGACGAGGAUGUGAGCCAGUUUGACACCAGGUUCACCCGACAGACGCCGGUGGACAGUCCAGACGACACCAGGCUCAGUCACAGCGCUGAGCUCGCCUUCGCUGGUUUCACCUACGUGGCUCCAUCGGUCCUGGAGAGUCUAAAAGAAGGCUUCUCGUUCGAGCCCCGGACGCGUCCUGUGCGCCGACACAACAGCAGCCCACGCACACCCAUCAGUCCUCUGACGUUUUCCCCUGCUGGACCGUUCAAGUCCAGCAUGGACGGAGAGCCAGACCUUUUCUCUCCCACCUCCCCCCCGCCGGCGGCCCCCGCGUCCAUGGCGCUGGAGAACGGAGGCGCCAGUCAGCCGAUCAAGACCCCGGCCAGGAAUAAAAAGCAGAAGGGACAUCGGAGAUGAAGAGACAAUCUCCUAACCUCAGUCAGGUUGUCGUGUUCUAUAGUGUACACUCGGUGUUGAGGUGCAGAGGCUUUAAAGUGUUGUGUUUUUGACGGCAUCAUGCUUUUUGAAGUGGCUUAAUGAAAAGCCAAAACCAUCAGUGGGAAGCUGCCAGUGUUUCCUGUUCAUCUCCACAUUCAUGCCUUUACACAGAUUUCACUGGAUCAACAGCAACUGCUCAGGAGCCUGUUUGAUCCCUUCAUAAAGCUUUAAUUUACAGCUCCAUAGUGUGAGCCAUAUAAAAUAACUCCCUCAGAUAAUCAUAGUAGACAGACUCUCCUCCACCAACCUCCCUAAAAGGAUCCGUCGGGGUCACGUGAGUGAUUGACUGACUGGAAAGAUUGUUCCAUCUUGUAUGAACACGGUGGUAUAAUUAAAGCCAAGGAUAUAGUUUUGGGGGUUUAAUUAGUUCAUCAUCAUCGCAAAGAAAUCUGUUAUCACCGGCUGACGUUUUAAUUAGAGAACUGAUGAAGUCCUGAUUCAGUCCCAUUAAGGUGGAAGCGAGGAGCUGACCCUCAGGCGGCAGCUUGUCAGGUACGACAGAAUCUACUGGAUGAAAUGCUGCCGUGCACUUGACGACGACGCUCCUCGACAACGUAGUUUUUACGCGAAAAUUCGUAUGAAGCGAGGGACGUUCAUCACAGGCUGUGUUUCCAUGGACGAUGAUAUUCCAACGAAACUGAAUAAAACUAAAAAAAAAAAAACUUGUCUUCAAUCAGAACAGACUAAUCAGUUCAGGAGGAAAAUGUGACCUCCUAAUAACCAUAUAAACGAGUGUUUGAAGAGACGAGCGAAGCCAGAAUCCAUGUUGGAAAUGUGGAGGCAUCUUGGUUCAUCUUCUUCUACUGAAUCAAAGCCAUUCCUUCAUCUCUUCUCCCCCUCCUCCUUCUUACUCCCUUUCCCCCCCCGCUUAGCUUAUCUCCACCUCCGUAAAUUCCCAGCAAAUCUGAUGCUCUUCAUGUUAUCAGUAAAGUUCACAGUGAUUCAUGUUUUACGGUGCGUAAGCACACAGAUCAUUUUACGUAGCCUACAUGGUCAGAAUGAUUGAUCAGGUUUGUCGUCCAUGGAAACACAGCCAGCGUUUCUUAUUUCCCUGAAUGUCUACUGCCUAAGCUGUUUACAUGAACUCUCCUCGUACUGUACAGCGGGUUCAAUCACACUGUAGAGGAGUGCACUUGUUAAUUAAUAUUCAUUAAUUCGGGGAGGUUCUAAUAUUCCUUCGCAGAGGAAAGCGUGCGCUCGCCUAAGCCCAUACAAUCAGUCCGACGCAUGGUCAAAGCAGACAGUUAAAAAGCGGUGCUACAAAUUUAUUUUUUGUAACCAAACAAAAGCUAUUUUUACACAUGACACAUAGGUCAACUAGUUUUAAUAAAAACUAUUUCUAGUUGGCAAUAAUUCAGUACUUGGAUGACGUCACUGGAAGGUUAUUAUGUAUUUAUAGAUUGAGAAAAUUCAAAUCCAGACACUAUCUGUACAAUAGUAAAAGAGCGGCGGAAUAAGUUCAAGAUGUUACAUAUUGACACAGGAUGACAGACGGUGGUGGGUACAAGUAUUGUGGCCCUCAUAAUUUUCUACUUUUUUGCAUAAAAAUGACAAAAAAACGUAUUUUGACACAAGUCCUGCCAGUCAGACUAAGAGAACCCAAUCAAACAUAUGAAACGGGAAUAUGAAGCUUUUUGUGUUUGUUUCUUCAAGAAAAUGAAUCAUGUGUUCAUGUCUUCGAAGGGUUAAUGUAAUUGGACCUCUGGAUGUACAAGUUCAUGUCAAGGCCAAAGUUAACGUGUAUCUGUUCAGACGUGUUUCCAGUCGAUGAAACGAAACUCAGGAGUCUCUCAGCACCCUGUUUUGUCUGAAUAAACCAGGGCUCUGUCACAGACUGAUCUUCACAAAACAUGUUUGCAGAUCAUGACAAAGGAGCUUUUUGAAGGCCACAGAAAAAGAGUUGAUGCAACAACAACAACAACAACAACUGCCUGCUCCAGUUAAAGGAGGAGACAGAUUUGUAUCAGUCCAAGGCUUCAGUGUUUGUAUGUAGAAUAGAGAAUGUAUUUCUCCCUGUUUAAAGUAUCCUGUGCAUUGUACAGAGAUCGAAUCAGUGUUACCUCAGUAAAUAAUUAAUAAUCAAAUCAUGUGAAUAAGUGACAAUAUAAUAUCUAAUCAGUCCAUGAAAUCAGCCAACGAAUGCUUGGCUGGAUACAACCACUAAUCAGUACAGACAUGUAUGGUUCCUGUAGGAUGAACCCUAAUGUAUUUACUGUUAUUCCAUCAGAUGCUUGGUCAAAACUUUGCUCAGACAUUCAUGACUUUAGUGUGGAAUUAUUUCUUCUCUGGUGCCAUAGCGAGGUUCGCACUUUAGCUUUAGCUGUGAAAUAUCUCAUCAACGUGAGCUGAUGGAUAGAUCCUCAAUACAUCAUGUUCUCCUCAGGAACCCUUCAACCUCCGAUGACUCCUGGUGUUGGUCCAGGUUUCGAUUUUACUUAAGUUUUCCAUCAUCUUCAGCUACUCUUCUCUAAACAUCUGGAAAUCAUUCCAGGCUAAACAUUACCAUCAUGAUGUUAGCGUUUCUCCUCUAGCAUGGCUGGGAAUCGGAUUGUUUCACCGUUCUCAUGGGUUUCUAUUUGUUCAUAUGACCGAACUCCUUUGGGCUCCAAAGAUUUGCGCUGCUGUUGUGUUAUUAUUAUUAUUUUGUUUAGGAAGAAAAUUGCUGUUUCUUGUUUGUUUGUUUUGCUCAAAAGACACAUAAAGUCUUCCUCCGUACCUCCACCAACUUUCCUUCAUUAGCACUGAACACACACAGUCUACGUACACUGUUACCCUGAAGAACUGUUUAAACUGCACAGACACAUUACCAAGCUGUCUUUAUUUCAUGAAAUACUCUGUUGUACAGCACAAAGGUUUCAUUGAUGUUGUUUUGAUUUAUUUACAUAAUUAAUAGCAAUUAUUGCGUGAUUAUGCAGCGCUAUGAAAAGGAUUUUUCAUCUCUGUUUCUUCUUAUUUUGACUGAGUGGAUUUACUGCUUGUUUUUGUGAUCUUUUUUUUUUUUUUCCUUCUAACUGAUGAAUGUGUUGAGAAUAAAAAUGAUAUUAAUUCUUGCAGUG